Molecule: messenger RNA, 1440 nt
Organism: Alternaria arbusti
Lineage: Eukaryota; Fungi; Ascomycota; Dothideomycetes; Pleosporales; Pleosporaceae
Exons: 2
Coding region: 1-1440 (479 amino acids)
Source: RefSeq, a predicted model, not a curated record
AUGGCCAACAUUCCGCUUCACUGCAACAUUUGCCCCAAGAAGCCAAACUUCAGCGAUGUCUCGCAUCUACUCACCCACAUCGCCAGCAAAGGCCAUUUAUCCAACUACUACAAGGUCAAGGUCCGCUCCACCAACGAGGAUGCAUCCCGCCGGCUCAUUGAGACGUACGACCAGUGGUAUGCCGAAUGGGCUGUCGAAGAGCUCAUGUCGGACCGGAUGAAUCAGAAGGACAAACGCCGUACCCGCGCGAGACCUGCUGCCCGGCCGGCGCCUCCGCUCAAGAUCGAGGCCCCCGCGCCACGUCCUGUACGUCGCGCCGCCGCAAGCGCUCUCCUCGAUCCACGCCUGUCGGAGCAGCAGCACACGAUGAUCAAGCUAGAGCAGUCGCCUUCUCCGACGCCGCAACCUCUCGGCCCGGUCCUCCGCAAUCGCAAUACCCUCGCACCUCAUAUGCAGUACUGGCCUACAGAGUCUCGCGCCAGCUCUCGCAGCUAUACCAACCCAGACUAUGAUACUUCCAGUGAAUACUCCGAUCCGAACGAGCAGCGUCGGAGGUCAUACCGGUACAACGCUGCGGCUUCGUGUGCCAUUGAAGAUGAACCUGCUGAGGUUGCAGAUCCGAUGGCUGUCAGCGAGUCGACCAAACUCAAAGGUGUCUACUGGCCUGGCAUGGACAUCUUCGACUCUGCUACCCCAGAGAUGCGGCGCAAGAGGAACCAAAAGAAGGACAGCUCUGUCGUCGAACAGCUGGAGCUCAACUCCCAAGUAGUCGAAGCAACUGAGCUCAUCUUCACACCGUUGGGAUCUUUCAAACGCCAGCGCAGGAUCUCGUGCUCGGAGUCUGACGAAGAGGACGAGGUCGAGAUCAAGACUGAGAGCCCCCAGCCCGUACGUCGGCGACCUGCACUCGCCAGUCUUGAUGCAAACACCACUCGCCGCUCUACUAGACAGUCCAAGCGGCCCGUAUUUCCUGUCCUCAGCCGCAACCAAUACGAUGAUGAUCGGGGCCGUCCUGGCUACGACCAUAGCCGCAACAACCGUGCUCCGAAGCGGAAGCAGUUUGACGUUUACCAAGACGAUGAUGACGUUCCAUUCUCGCAGCCCAAUGGCAUGAACUAUCUCACAUCUGGCUUCACUCACCAAGCAUCUCCAUCUCCUGCACCUGCAUUCAACUCUUACAAACCCUUCAACGACCCGUUCCAGUAUGAUAACAAGGAGAACGUUCUACCUUCGUUCCAUCAAACGGCUUAUGGUAACUUUCAUGGCCAUCAGAACAACGCCUACCAGUAUCCCACCUACUCCUACGGCAUUGGGCCUGAUCAACAGGCCUUCCAGUACACCAGCCAUCUCUACAACACCGCAAGCGCCUACCAGCAACAGGACCAAGAUGACGAUGACCAACGUACCAUCACAGCUCCACCUUCACCGUCUACAAGCUAA